Messenger RNA from Aspergillus versicolor CBS 583.65, 1014 nucleotides. RefSeq names its product AMMECR1 domain-containing protein. NCBI's taxonomy places the organism in Eukaryota, Fungi, Ascomycota, Eurotiomycetes, Eurotiales, Aspergillaceae. The coding region runs from base 1 to 1014 and encodes 337 amino acids. The transcript has 2 exons. The record is from RefSeq and is a predicted model, not a curated record.
AUGGCGACUGCUGCCCAUUGCUACUAUUGCUUCGAGUGCCUGGCUGCAUCGUAUGAGGGUAAUGACUCUAUCAGCCUUGCCGCUGUGGAAGAGCUAUGGGAAAGACACGAACAGUUCAAGAAACUUUCCGAGCUUCAAGACGGCGAAGCGUUACCUUCAAGUGAGAACGACAUCCCUGGGCAGCAGCCUGUAAACGAUAUUGAAGAACCAGGUCAGGGAGUGCAGAGCAUCUCACGCCCUCAGACCAUUAAGCUCCCGAGUAUCGACCGCCUUCAGACCCAGGCAGCUGAUUCUAGUGUAUCUACAACACCAUCAACGAUGUCUAACAAGUCAUCAAGCUCCGUCUUCUCGAGUGCUACCACAUCCAGCUCGAUGUCUUCGCAGUCAGAUACUCCAAGCGCACCACAGAGGCUAGGCGAGCAGAAAUACCCCCUGUUCGUCACAUGGAACACACUAUCGAAGAGCGGCCGUAAAUCCUUGCGUGGGUGUAUCGGUACAUUUGAGCCGCAAGUACUUCCUCGUGGCCUGAAGCACUACGCCUUCGAAUCUGCCUUUGAAGACACCCGGUUUUCUCCAAUCCCAGAAUCACUUCUCCCCUCCCUCUCCUGUUCUUUAACUCUCCUAGGGACUUUCGAACCAUGCACAAACGCCCUAGACUGGACGCUCGGCGUCCACGGAAUCCGCAUCUCAUUCAUUCAUCGCGGCCGCCGCUUCGGUGCAACGUAUCUCCCCGACGUUCCGGUCGAACAAGGCUGGACGAAAGAAGAAACCGUGAAGAGCUUAAUGCACAAAGCUGGGUGGGACGCUCCGUACGAAAGCUCCACGAGGAGAUUCCUCAGGGGUAGCAGCAGCACAAGCCAGAACCCGACGUCUUCGAAGCCAUGGGACCAGGUCUCAGACUUCCGCACCGUCAAGUAUCAAGGCCUCAAGUCGUCUGCAGACUACGAGCACUGGCAAGAAUGGCGUAAAUGGGUGCUGUCUUUGGAUGAUGGGAGUGAGAAUUUGUUGACUUGA